AUGUAUGACGGUCACAACCUGACCUAUUAUAACAUCCAGGCGGGUUCGACCGUUACGCUGGUCCUCCGCCUCAGGACCUUUGACCCCACUGAGGAAACGCCAGCCAAACUGGCCAUAACACCGGCCAAAGCUCUCUAUACGGCAUCGUCGGAUAAACGUUCAACACCAAACGUAAUAAACACAACAGCUCUUUUAAGAGCUACCCAAAUAAGAGCCACCCUCACAGGGUCCUCUUUCCACCUCACGGUCGAAGAGGGAGACACCAUACUGAGGGUCAAAGAGAGGAUCCAGUACCUCAUAGGGAUUCCCCCGAAGCACCAGUGGCUGCUCCUGGGCGACACCGUCCUGGAUGACGGUCACAACCUGACGGUCUACAACAUCCAGGCGGGGUCGAUCAUCAAGCUGGUGCUCCGCCUCAGGACCUUUGACCCGACUGGGGAAACGCCGGCCAAACUGGCCAAAGCACCGGCCAAAGCUCUCCUUACGGCAUAAUCAGUACAACGCCGAACCGAAAAACAACACAACAGCUCUUUUAAGAGCUACCGAAAUAUCAAUUAAGAGAUUUUCCUUCUUUACAGAAUGUCUUAUACUGAAAAAGGCUUUAUUGUGAAUUAACUAUAAUAUUAUAUUUAAUGUUGUAUGUGUAUAACAAUAUCAAUACAGGGUUUAUA
Messenger RNA from Tachysurus vachellii, 671 nucleotides. RefSeq names its product polyubiquitin-like. The record is from RefSeq and is a predicted model, not a curated record. Gene Ontology annotation, biological process: protein ubiquitination; modification-dependent protein catabolic process. The coding region runs from base 1 to 492 and encodes 163 amino acids. Gene Ontology annotation, molecular function: ubiquitin protein ligase binding; protein tag activity. Gene Ontology annotation, cellular component: nucleus; cytoplasm. Lineage: Eukaryota; Metazoa; Chordata; Actinopteri; Siluriformes; Bagridae. The transcript has a single exon.